AUGCCGCCCCCUUCAGCUCCGUUGACACCUGGAUUGGCUUCAUUUUUGAAGUCUCUGAAAACAAAUCCCAUCGACACUUCCAUUGACAAUCUGAUUUCACUGCUCAAACGAAGACAGAUCCGACACUCUAGAUCAUGCGCGACCGCGACUGCUUACCUCCUCCGUAGUGUUAUCUCCGCCUGCAGGACGAGCGAUGCCUCCAAACUCAUUGAGCGGGUUCAAAGCGUGGGCAGGCGGUUGAUAGCUGCGCAGCCCAGGGAGAUGGUAGUUGGAAACAUUGUCCGACGUGUGCUUGGUUUAAUCCGUGACGAGGCAGAGGAUGACCGCGACGGGGACUUUAGCUUGAGUGAAGCAGGCUCUGAAAGCCAGCCGCAGACUCCUCGCGCAGAACACGACCCAUCCGAGGCCUUGUACGGACGACAUGACGGUUCUGCCUCAAAGCCCUUGUCGUCGUUGGCAGCUCACCCAAUCUCCAUGUUCAGUCUUCUUUCUCAACCAGAAUCCGAGAACUCACUACCUGGCUCACCGGUAUCCGCCUCACCGUCCGGACGCUUACCAGGACACCCUCAGAAUAAAGAUAUCCGCGCCGAGGUGUUAGACGGAAUCAAUGAGAUCAUUGACGAACUCGGCCAAGUCGACGACCAAAUUGCAGCCUACGCGCUUGAUCACAUCCACUCGAACGAAAUCAUCCUCACACACACCUCGUCGACGACCGUGCAGAAAUUCCUCCUCAAAGCCGCAGCCAAGCGGAAGUUCACUGUUAUCCACGCCGAAUCAUACCCCAACAACCACGAAGCAACACACGCCACCGUGAGCGGAACAGCCCCCAACGACGAUGAGCUGCUCAGCACCGAAUCCUUCCAGAAACCCUUGAUUGCCCACGGCAUCACCGUCAUCCUGAUCCCCGACUCGGCUGUUUUCGCCCUCAUGUCUCGCGUGAACAAGGUCAUCCUCGGUACACACUCUGUGCUGGCCAACGGCGGUCUUGUCGCCUCUGCAGGUACCCGUGUUAUCGCUCGCGCAGCAAAGGUCCACCAGACCCCCGUUGUGGUCGUUAGCGGCGUUUACAAGCUCAGCCCGGUCUAUCCGUUCGACUUCGAGUCGUUAAUAGAAUAUGGCGAUUCAAGCAAGGUCAUAGGCUACGAGGAUGGUGAUCUAGUCGAGCAAAUCGACGUCCAGAAUCCGCUGUACGACUAUGUCCCCGCCGAGCUGGUUGAUCUAUACAUCACGAACCUGGGUGGACAUGCACCAUCAUAUCUUUACCGUAUUGUGUCUGAUCACUAUCGCAAGGAGGACAUUAGUUUUUAA
This is a messenger RNA of Aspergillus calidoustus, 1308 nucleotides long. The record is from the annotation of a GenBank genome assembly. Lineage: Eukaryota; Fungi; Ascomycota; Eurotiomycetes; Eurotiales; Aspergillaceae.